CAGUCGCAGGUGCCGAAAAGCAGCGAUUUGUACGAGGCCCAUAGGCGGAGCUCCCAAACGAGAAGCCUUUAUUAAAGAAGCGCCUAACCGAAGCCUCUCAUUUCACUUCCACUCUUCGCGUCGAGAUCUCGAGAGUGUGAAAUGGCAGCAACAUCAGCAACUACCUUUUCAAUUGGAACAAAUGUUUCCCUUGGCUGUAAAGUGCGCUCACUUCCUCAAUCAAAGCCUUUUGGUGUGAGGUUUAACUCCCAGAACCCGCUAAAGAGUUUCAGUGGCCUCAAGGCUGCAAUAUCUGUGAGUUGUGAAUCAGAGUCAUCCUUCUUAAGCAAGGAGACUAGUGCAGCUCUUCGGGCAUCUUUUGCCACAAAAGCUCAAAAGGAAAAUCAGAGUUAUCAGUAUCACCUGCAGCCCCAGGCAACUUUCAAAGUGGCAGUUCUUGGAGCUGCUGGAGGGAUAGGUCAACCACUGGCACUUCUUAUCAAGAUGUCCCCAUUAGUUUCUUCCUUGCAUCUCUAUGAUAUAGCAAAUGUAAAGGGAGUUGCUGCUGAUCUCAGUCACUGCAACACUCCUUCCCAAGUUCUGGAUUUCACUGGACCUUCUGAGUUAGCCAAUUGUUUGAAGGGUGUGAAUGUUGUUGUUAUACCUGCUGGAGUUCCAAGAAAGCCCGGUAUGACUCGUGAUGACCUCUUCAACAUCAAUGCUGGCAUAGUUAAGAACUUGAUUGAGGCUGUUGCUGAUAACUGCCCUGAUGCCUUCAUCCACAUUAUCAGCAAUCCAGUUAACUCAACAGUGCCAAUUGCAGCAGAAAUUCUGAAGCAGAAGGGUGUUUAUGAUCCAAAGAAGCUCUUUGGUGUUACGACACUGGAUGUUGUUAGGGCAAACACAUUUGUUGCUCAGAAGAAGAACCUAAAACUGAUUGAUGUUGAUGUCCCUGUUGUUGGAGGACAUGCCGGGAUCACUAUUCUACCUCUGCUCUCAAGGACAAAACCAUCAGUUAACUUUUCUGAUGAAGAAAUUCAAGAGUUAACUGUUAGGAUCCAAAAUGCCGGGACUGAAGUUGUGGAGGCAAAAGCUGGUACUGGUUCUGCUACAUUAUCAAUGGCAUAUGCAGCAGCCAGAUUUGUUGAGUCAUCUCUUCGUGCACUUGACGGAGAUGGGGAUGUAUAUGAGUGCACGUAUGUUCAGUCAGAUCUGACUGAUCUUCCAUUCUUUGCAUCAAGGGUUAAGCUUGGAAGGAAUGGGGUUGAGGCUCUGAUUUCUUCUGACCUCCAAGGGUUGACCGAAUAUGAGCAGAAGGCUCUGGAAGCCCUUAAGCCAGAAUUGAAGGCCAGCAUUGAGAAGGGGAUUGCGUUUACUCAGAAGCAAACUGUUGCCACAUAGAAUUCAAGUAUUUGGAGCCCUUGCCUCGUUAUAAUGUCUACUUAAGAGAUGUGACAAUGUCUGGUUUUUUUGGCGGAUUUAUCAUUGAAUCAGUACUUUCAGUUUUGUAGAAUGAUUUAUUUUUUUCUCUUUUCACUAUCUUGAGGCCCUUCCAGUAAGAAGUUUUAGAGGUGGCUAUAUUGUUGUAGAUUCUAAACAUAUAAUUAAUAAUUUCCUUACUGGGAGCAUGUAGUAGUAAAUUAGUAAUUGACAGUUUUGGAAUAACACAUGGCUGUUACAAUA
Corylus avellana is the source of this 1662-nucleotide messenger RNA. It is a transcript of the gene MDH, whose product is annotated as malate dehydrogenase. The record is from RefSeq and is a predicted model, not a curated record. NCBI's taxonomy places the organism in Eukaryota, Viridiplantae, Streptophyta, Magnoliopsida, Fagales, Betulaceae. Gene Ontology annotation, biological process: tricarboxylic acid cycle; malate metabolic process. Gene Ontology annotation, cellular component: mitochondrion; cytoplasm. Gene Ontology annotation, molecular function: L-malate dehydrogenase (NAD+) activity.